This is a messenger RNA of Lytechinus variegatus (green sea urchin), 5906 nucleotides long. Its product is annotated as adenylate cyclase type 5-like. The transcript is spliced from 17 exons. The record is from RefSeq and is a predicted model, not a curated record. Gene Ontology annotation, molecular function: adenylate cyclase activity. Lineage: Eukaryota; Metazoa; Echinodermata; Echinoidea; Temnopleuroida; Toxopneustidae. Gene Ontology annotation, biological process: cAMP biosynthetic process; adenylate cyclase-inhibiting G protein-coupled receptor signaling pathway; adenylate cyclase-activating G protein-coupled receptor signaling pathway. Gene Ontology annotation, cellular component: plasma membrane. Bases 187 to 2658 code for a protein of 823 amino acids.
UUGGCAAACUUGUUUAUCUUCCUUGGUGCUAACUUAGCUGGUAUCUUCACCCAUUAUCCUACUGAGGUAGCACAGAGGCAAGCUUUCUUGGAGACCAGAAGAUGCAUCGAGGCUCGGCUCAUCACUCAGCGAGAAAACCAACAACAGGAACGUUUACUGUUAUCGGUUUUACCGCGCCAUGUCGCCAUGGAGAUGAAAGCCGACAUAGCGAACAAGAGAGAAGAUAUUCAGUUCCACAAGAUUUACAUUCAAAGGCAUCAAGAUGUCAGUAUACUGUUUGCAGAUAUUGAAGGCUUCACAAAACUCUCUUCAACUUGUACUGCUCAAGAACUUGUAAAACUCCUCAAUGAACUCUUUGCUCGAUUCGACAGAUUAGCGCAGGACAAUCACUGUUUAAGAAUCAAGAUCUUGGGUGACUGUUAUUACUGCGUUUCAGGGCUACCUGACCCAAGGCCAGACCAUGGACACUGUUGUGUGGAGAUGGGAUUGGACAUGAUAGAAGCAAUAUCGUUGGUUCGUGAGGUCACCAAUGUCGAUGUCAACAUGAGGGUUGGUAUCCACACAGGCAAAGUGCACUGCGGAGUCCUGGGGAUGAGAAAGUGGCAGUUCGAUGUCUGGUCAAACGAUGUCACACUGGCAAAUAUCAUGGAGGCAGGCGGUAUGCCUGGGCGUGUUCACAUCACCAAAGCAACGUUGAAGUUUUUGAAUGGUGAUUAUGAAGUUGAAGCUGGAAAUGGCCAGGAUAGGAACACUUAUCUCCGGGAUCACAACAUUGAUUCUUAUCUCAUUGUACCUAAAAAUAACAGACCGAGUGCUCUCAAAUCACCCAUUACUACCAACGGUGAACAUAGAGGGCGAUCUUCAUCUGUAGUGCAGCUACAGAGCUGGGGAGCAGAGAAGCCAUUCUCCACCAUCAUGCCAGGCAAGGAAUCCAAGGAGAUGAGGAGGUUGGGUUACUCGGAGAAGACCGGCAAAUCGGGAAUGAACAAAAACAUUGAAAAUAGGUUGGGUCUUGAUAAGAACCAGGAGAAGACAGACCCUGAGGAAGAAGUGAAUGAAUUCUUAGGUCGUGCCAUUGAUGCAAGGAGUAUUGACCGGUUGAGAUCAGAACAUGUCCGCAGACUCACACUUACCUUCCUUAAAAAAGAUCUGGAAGAAAAGUAUUCUAAGGUUCGAGACCCGAUGUUCAGUUCCUACAUGGUUUGCGCACUUCUCAUCCUCAUCGCCAUAUGCCUUGCACAGGUUGUUGCCUUCCCUAAGACCUACCUUAUGUUAGGUGUGUUUGUUGGUAUAGUUGUCUUCUCAUCUCUCACCUUGUACAUAGUCCUUGCUGAGAAGUGUACGGCGAAUCCCAGUGGUUGCCAGACAGUAUCCAAGGUUAUUUUAGAAAGCAGAAUAUUAAGUUCAGUCUUAGCUGUUUGGACACUAUUUCUUAUGUUUGCUGCUUCCUUUACAAUUAUGUUUGCAUAUGACACGACGUCCGUUGAUGAAUGUGUCGCAUACAAGCUUGACUUACCCAGUGCCGAUGAUGUUAACGUCACCGAUGUCAUCGAUUCUAAUAUCACCUUAGGGCAAGAAAAUCAUCCCGACUGCUGGCCAGUUCAGCCUACAUGUCACUUCCCAAUGUACUUUACCUUUAGCAUUUUGCUUGUCAUGCUUAGUUGCGCCGUGUUCCAGCAGCUUGGCAGUCUGACAAAACUUAUAUUCCUUCUUCUAAUUGGUGCAAUAUACCUUUCCCUCAUGGAAACCAUUCAAGUCAAUCUUCUCACAAACUAUGAUAUUCUGCAGCAAGCUUAUGUCCAAAUGUUAGAGCCUAAUUACAUCUCCUUGACGAUAGUCACACCUGUUAUAUUGGUUGUAUACAUCGUCGCUCUAUGGAUACAUGGGAGACAGGUGGAAUCAACAGCAAGGCUGGAUUUCUUAUGGAAGCUACAGGCAACAGAAGAGAAAGACGAAAUGGCCAAUCUCCAGGCCUACAACAAACGUCUCCUCAACAACAUCCUGCCGUCCUUCGUAGCCGAGCACUUCCUCAAGAAUUCUGCCCGGGACAUGGACCUCUACCAUCGAGACAAUGACUUUGUUGCUGUCAUGUUUGCAUCCAUCUCAAACUUCUCAGAGUUUUACGUUGAGCUUGAGGCCAACAACGAGGGCGUUGAGUGUUUGAGACUCCUAAAUGAAAUCAUCCAUGACUUUGACGAGAUCAUUGGACGAGAUGACUUUAUCCAGAUUGAGAAGAUCAAGACCAUUGGCUACACCUACAUGGCAGCCUCAGGGUUAACGGAAGAAACCUUUGACAAGGAUGGCAACAGUCACGUCAGUGCUCUAGCAGACUUUGCCUUCUCCCUCAUGAAACAGCUCAAAUACGUCAAUGAACAUUCCUUCAAUAAUUUCAAGAUGAGGAUAGGUCUGAAUGUGGGUCCAGUCGUAUCAGGUGUGAUCGGUGCCCGCAAACCCCAGUACGACAUAUGGGGCAACACUGUCAACGUGGCCAGCCGCAUGGACAGCACUGGAAUACCUGAGAAGAUUCAGGUCACUCAAGAUAUGAGGAACAUCCUUCUUCCAAUGGGAUACAGGCUUACAGAGAGGGGCAUUGUUAAGGUCAAAGGCAAAGGGGAGAUGCUGACAUACUUCUUGAUCGGCCAACCGGGGGAUUCAUAGAAUUUGGCUUGGACUCACUAAAGGUCUGGUCCCACUGGCCAAUGGACACAAAACGUAUUUUUAACAGAUACAGCCGACAAGCAAAUUUCAGGGUGGCUCCAUCCGUUUUCAUCCGCUCCAGACAAUGGACAAAAUAAGCGAACAAUGAAAUCACAGUGGACGGAUGCUCGAUGGACAUAGAGCAUAUGGAACACGUAGGCAAAGUGAACACAACGGAUACAUAGCAUUUUCCAACGGAUGGCAAGAAUAUUUUCCGUUUUACAUCCUAUCUACAUCUGUAAGUGCAGUGGGACCAAGCCUUCAGACAACUCGUAAAAAGUUUGUGCCAUGUCUUUUAGCCAGACUCAUGGUGUAAAUAUGCUAUGUGUCUUUGCAUGGUAGCUUUUCUAUAUUUUCAACUUCGAGGGGCAUGAUGAAGGUCAUCAGGAAAUUGGAAAUGUUGAUACAAUUUUUCGAUCAGCCAGCCAGGGGGAUUCCUAAAAUUUUGGAAACAGACUCACAAAGAGAGGAAUUGUUUGGGUCAAAAACGAAGGGGGAAUGAUGAGAUACCUUGUUGAUUUGCAACCGGGCAAUCCUAUUUCAACUUUGGGGCAUUGCUAAGGUCAAACGGGAGGAGGAGAUGGACAUUCAUACCAACUCUUGCUAGUGAAACAAUCGUUAUGAACCAUACUAAGUUUUGUUUUAACCCAUCUCACUAUAUGUAGGCUUGCAAGUAUCAGAUAGUCUUUCUCAUUUGAACAAAAAUUCUGCAUUUUCAGGGUUCGCUCCUGCAGGUCAAACAGCAUUGCUUGGUAAUACCUUGAAACGUGUUGCUUUAGUCACAGCUAUAUGUUCCAUGUAAAACCUCUUGUGUGCUUAUAAAACGUUUUAUAUUUAUUUAAGAACAACCAGAUUUUAUUUUUGCUCUCAUAAUAUCAGGGUGGCUUGAUAAUCAUAGUUACAGUAUUUUAUUUUAUCAUUUUAAUUCCUUAUUAUUUGUCUUGUUAAAUUAUUUAAGAAGAAGAAGUUUCCUUGUUCCCCUCAAUAUCAGGGUUACUUCGUAAUCACAUACGUAUUAUCUUAUUUAUAUUUAUAGUUAUAUUCAUAACUACAUGUAAUUAUCAUUUGGUAUAUUGAAUGGAUAGUAACAUGGAUUUUGUUUUUAAUUCAUUUUUUUGCUUUUUGUAAAACUAUCAGGGUUCUAAAUGAUCACAGUUGUAUUAUUUUAUUUCUAUUCAUUUUAAUUCCUUGGUUAUCUACAUUAUCAUUCUUAGUAUUGCUUAUGAAUAUAUUACCUUUCUUCUUCAUGUAGAUAAAUUUAGAAGACACACUUGUUACAUGUACUUGUGUUUAUGAGUUGAAGAUUGGUUCAUUGUUUUCAAAAGAAACACAACCAAGUUUAUAUUUAAGUGAAAGAAAAUCUUGCCAUUGGACUUUUAAAGUUGUCUUUUUAAACAUAUAAUGAGAAAAGUUUGACAAAGCACCAGACUUGCAAUUUGCUUGUUCACAAAAUGUUGUUUUCAUAUGGAUGGAGUUAUAUAUAUGCCGAAAAUGUGUGAUCAAUUAAAAGAGAUUGAUUAUAAGAUAUAAGGAAUUAGAUUUUGUUACAAAUUAUUGAUAAGAUUAUAUAAUGUACAAUUGUAAUUCACCACUCAUGUGGGUUCUGGGCCCCGUCUUACAAAGAGUCACGAUUGAUCAAUUCAAUCGUAACUCUAUGGAAAUCCAUCAUUGUCAUAAUUUUUUCUACAGGAAUUUUUCGCAAUGUUCUAUGUACCAAAGAGAAACACAGUGAAUUUUCAAGAGCACGAUGAAUGCAUGAAUAUACAUCACAGCUAGAAAAUAUUUUGAACAAACAUGCAUAAUAGAUGUUGACGUUGCUGGUUUUCCAUAGUUGUGAUUGAUCAGAUCAAUCACAACUCUUUGUAAGAAUGGGCCCUAGUAUAUUGAUAACCUGAUCUAGCCCAAGGAUGCAAGCGAUCACCCAAAACAGUAAAUUGAAUUCCAAAUGAUGUGCAAAGAAAAAAUAUAUUUGCAAUGAUUUCUUACAAAUGUCUUCAUUCAGCCUCUAUGCUUCUGAGAUGGAGUGUAUACAUGUAUGUAUCUAUUUUUGUAGCAAAUAUAUCAUUAUGCAAGAAUGUGCUUGGUACUAGAUGAUAGAUUAUUAUGCUGUAGACAGUGGAUUAAGUAUAGUAUAUUAACCACUUCCAAAAUUUGGAAUAGCUAAGCUCUCCACUCAGUCACUCAGCAUCUCUCUCUGUUUAAAAGUGGUCUAUGACAUGCAUAUAAAAAAAAGUCGUUAAGAAUUUUUAUACAUUGCUGUUCAGUAUAUGAGUCUUGCAGUAGUUGUAAACACAAACAAGCGUCAAAAAUCUUUUAACAACAAAGUUUAGUUUUUAGUUCUUAAUGAAUGAAGUAUGGUUGUUAAAAUGUUAAACAACCUUUAUAAGGUUCAUAUAGUUAACAGAGUGGUAUAAAAAACAGUGUUUUUGCUCUGUGACAUUGCUGAUGGAAAUGUCACACUUCAAAGUUUUUAUGGCAUUAAAACCAAACUGCCGGGGGUAAAUUACAGUAUAAUAAUGAAUGUUUAUGACUUUUGUGAACAGAAAAUUGGAUUUGAACUCAGGAGAGAGAGAGAGGGGGGGGGGGAAGGCAAAACAAGAGCAUGAAUGGUCGUUAUCUUUGAGAUGAAUUAUGUAGCAUCUUUUAUGUCUCUAUAGUUAUUUCGGGGUUAGUGUUCUGUUUAUAGGGUUUUCAGAAAAUUGUACUCUAGCUGUUAAUAAGAUGAGAAAUACAAUGUAGGAACAUUUCUGAAUGAUGAUAUAUGAAGCUUUGCUCUCACAUAUAGGUGCAUGUAUAUGCAUGUACAUAUUGUAAAUGUUGUACAUAUUUAUAUGUAUAUAACAGGCAGUGCUUAAAAAGUAUGUAAAUAAAACAGCAUUAAACAAUGCAACAUUUCCUCCUUCUAUAGAUUUUAGUGAUUAAACUUGUAAAAAAAAAAUACCCAUGAUUCUUUUUUUAAAUCCAUGUAGGAUUCAUAUUAUCACAGAGUACUAUGUUUUCAGAUGUUCAGGAUAUUUAUAUAGAAAGAGAUGUCAUGUAUAUAUUUUUGAUUAUUUGUAAUAUAUAUUUACAGGUAUGUGAAUAUUCAUUAUAGUAUGGAAGUGUUUCAUUAUAAUUCUAUUUUUUAUUUGUUUUCUGUUUUUCUAUGAUGGGAAUCACUGGGAUACGUCCAGUGGGCAGGGGAAUCCCCACCAUGAAGAAUGUAAGUC